Syngnathoides biaculeatus (alligator pipefish) is the source of this 2642-nucleotide messenger RNA. It is a transcript of the gene tmem54a, whose product is annotated as transmembrane protein 54a. Lineage: Eukaryota; Metazoa; Chordata; Actinopteri; Syngnathiformes; Syngnathidae. The record is from RefSeq and is a predicted model, not a curated record. The coding region runs from base 332 to 1069 and encodes 245 amino acids. The transcript has 6 exons.
UUCAAAGCGCGCCGCUGCUCCUAAAUUAAACCGGACGAUGCAUUUAAAUACAUUCCCUUAAAAAAGGUCUUAUCUGCUUAGUAAAGUUUAAAAUCUGACAUUUUUUUUUGUUUUUAAGGGUGCGAUAAAAAAAUGACUAAAAAGAUAGUGGUGGAGAGGGGCGGGGCUUCCGUUCAGGUGAGGAAGUUGAAGACGCAGGUGAGCGACGUUGAGCAGAAAAGUUGCUCAGAUCAAUGCCAGUUUUAAAUAAUCGCUGUCAGAGAUGAUAGCGGCCCACCCGCUCUCAACCUAGUCAUAUUUUCACUUGAGAGAAGAGAAGAGGACUCCAAUCAUGGUGAACUGCGGAGUGUGCUGCGCCAACCUCAAAGACAACAAAACCCUGAUGAAGAUGGGCUUGGCGCUGGUGCUAGUAGGCCAUGUCAAUUUUCUACUUGGAGCUCUGGUGCACGGCGCAGUGCUCAGGCACAUCAGUGUGCACACCGAGGCCCGCAUCAUGGUGUACGCCAUCACGAACGUCAUUGCCAUCGUGGCGGGCUUGAUGGGAAUUAUUGGUGGAAUAAUUGCAAUUGUCCUGUCCAAAAACAAGAAAAGCAGGAUUUUGAAAUGGGUCCUGCUGGUGUUCAGUUUCCUAGCAGGUCUCCUGGCCGUCGCCUCCACUUUGGGCCUGCUAGCUUCCAUGAUCACUGCCAUUAUUCACAAAGGACGAAGCCUGCUGACACACUGCACUCUCCUCAAACACGAGGUUGGAUCUUCCAGUGUCACCUAUGAGUGCCCCUUUGACCCCACCCGCAUUUAUAGCACCACAAUCAUUCUGUGGGUGCCACUCAUCUUGAUGUCCGUGGUGGAAAUUGUGUUCUCUUUCCGCUGUUUCGCGGCCUGUACGUCGUUCCUGUACCUUUGUCCGUGCAGGCAGAGGCCCACGAUAGCAAAAAGGGUCCGCAUGCAGAGGGCUGUUGAAAUUGCCCAAUCGCCUCCAUCUGAGCACCCGACUGAGCGCGAUAGCGAGGACGUGGAGCGAGAUGUGCUGCUGGACAGCGGUGCUGCAGCAGAACAGAGCCACUGGCUCUGAGCACACGGAGAUUGUUACUAUAUACAGUGAAGAAAAUAAGUAUUUGAACACCCUGCUAUAGUGCAAGUUCUCCCAUUUCGAAAUCAUUGAGGGGUCUGAAAUUUUCAUUAUAGGUCAUCAUCUCAAAAGAAAAUUUCAGAAAUCACAAUGUAUCAUUUUUUUUUUUUUUAACAAUGUGUUUGACACAGCUGCAGUUAAGUAUUUCAACACCUGAGAAAACCAAUGUUAAUAUUUGGUACAUUAGCCUUUGUUUGCAAUUACAGAGGUCAAUUGUUUCCUGUAGUUCACCAGAUUUGCACAACACUGCAAGAGGGAUUUUGGCCCACUCCUCCACACAGAUCUUCUCUAGAUCAGACAGGUUUCUGGGCUGUCGCUGAGAAACACGGACCCAUCUUCAAUGCUUUGACUGAGGGAAAGAGGUUGUUCUCCAAAAUCUCACAAUACGCGGCCGCGGUCAUCCUCUCCUUAAUACAGUGCAGUCGUCCUGUCCUAUGUACAGAAAAGCACCCCCAAGGCAUGAUGCUACCACCCCCAUGCUUCACAGUAGGGAUGGUGUUCUUGGGAUGGAACUCAUCAUUCGUCUUCCUCCAAACAUGGUUAGUGGAAUUAUGACCAAAUAGUUCAAUUUUGGUCUCAUCUGACAGCCCUUUCUCUUUCUCCAUGACUCCUUUAUUAUCCAAAUUGUCAUGAGCAAACUUAAGACGGGCCUUGACAUGUGCUGAUUUAAGCAGGGGAACCUUCCGUGCCAUGCAUGAUUUCAAACCAUGAUGUCUUAGUGUAUUACCAACAGUCACGUGAGAAACGGUGGUCGCAUCUCUUUUCAGGUCAUUGACCAAGUCCUGUCGUGUAGUCCUGGGCUGAUUCCUCACCUUUCUAAGGAUCAUUCAGACCCCAACAAAGGGAUAUCUUGCAUGGGGCUCCACUCCGAUUGAGAUUGACUGUCAUGUUAAGCUUCUUCCAUUUUCUAAUGAUUGCUCCAACAGUGGACCUUUUUUCACCAAGCUGCUUGGCUAUUUCUCCGUAGCCCUUUCCAGCCGUGUGGAGUUGUACAAUUUUGUCUUUGGUGUCUUUGGAUAGCUCUUUGACCUUGGCCGUGUUACAAGUUUGAGUCUUACUGAUUGUAUGGGGUGGACAGGUGUCUUUAUGCAGCUAACGACCUCACACAGGUGCAUUUGAUUCAGGAUAAUACAUGGAGUGGAGGUGGACCUUUAAAGGCAGGUCUUAGAGGGUCAGAAUUCUAGCUGAUAGGUGUUCAAAUACUUAUUUACAGCAGUAUCACACAAAUUGUUAAAAAAUCAUACAUUGUGAUUUCUGGAUUUUUCUUUUUAGGAUAUCUCUCUCACAGUGGACAUGCACCUACGAUGAAAAUUUCAGACGCCUUCAUGAUUUCUAAGUGGGAGAACUAGCAAUAUAGCAGGGUGUUCAAAUACUUUUUUUCUUCACUCUACACAUGAGCCUAACAUUUUGAGUGGUAGACAUUUGUCUUUAAUAUCUUUACUACAUAUAGCUUUUUAUACUUGUUAAAACACUGCCAUUUCAUGUAAUUAUCAUAUUGCGUAUUAAAAAUGUUAAU